AUGAUGGCAUCUCAUAAACUAGAAUUGUCACACUUUGCGGACCUCACGCCAGCACCGCAAGAGCGUCUAUGGCAUUCCGCACCCCACCCGCGGCUCCCGAUUGCCGCGACCUGCGGCGCAGAUAAAAUGAUACGCAUCUACUCACUCUUGAAUUUUACAUUAAUCUCCUCAAUAUCCGGUGGCCAUAAACGAAGCGUCCGCAGUUCAGCAUGGAAGCCCAAUUCUCGGGAAGAAACUGUGCUUGCGACUGCAAGCUUUGAUGCAACUGUCGGUAUAUGGAAACGGUGGGAUGAUUUCAAGGAUACUUCAAUGGGUGUGGCACACUCAUCGAUGCUAGAAGAUGGUAACAUGGAUAAAUAUUCAGCACCAGAGGGUGAAAAUGAAGAAAGUGAAGACUGGACAUUUGCUGUUCUGCUAGACGGUCAUGAUAGUGAGGUCAAAGGUGUUUCUUGGUCUUCCUCUGGCUCCUUUCUUGCAACAUGCUCUCGCGAUAAGUCGAUUUGGAUAUGGGAGGAUUUAGAAGAUGGCGAAAGUAAUUUCGAAACUAUUGCUGUGCUCCAGGACCAUCAGGGCGAUGUUAAAUGUGUUUCCUGGCAUCCAGAAGACGAUUGCCUCGCUAGUGGAAGUUAUGACAAUACCAUUCGACUAUGGAAAGAAGACAUUGAUGAUUGGAGCCAAGCUGCAUGUCUCAGUGGCCAUGAAGGCACCGUGUGGGCUGUUGACUGGGAGGCACCAUCGCGCUCUAGGACAGAUUCUGAUAAUCACAACAAAAACGGCGCCCUUGAUUUACCUACCAUACCUAACACUGGAGGGGAAUCGACAUUAGCACAGGGAGUUAAGCCGUGUGCGCCACGGCUAGUGUCUUGUUCGGACGACAAAACCAUCCGUAUUUGGAGGAAAUUGUCCGAUCAGGCCCUCACAGAUACCCAAACCUCAAAUAACUCGAUACCAGGCACUAUACGUACAAAUUCCAUUGACGAGACAUGGGUUCAAGAGAGCAUUUUGCCGGUGGAGCAUGACUUGUCCAUUUAUUCGGUGGCUUGGAGCAAACGAACGGGUCUUUUAGCUUCUACAGGUGCGGAUGGGAAAAUAGUGAUCUAUGCAGAGCGACCAAAAUCAAGCCAAAAGGAUCUUAAACCCAGUCUUCAUGAUCACUUAAACCAGCCUCCAAUCAACACCGGGGAAGACGGAGGCAUCGAUGCCAUUCCUACUGAAAACACGCAUGAUGUUGAUAUUCAUACACCAGAAACAGAGUGGCACAUAUUGUCCACCGUUGAAGCAGCUCAUGGUAUCCAUGAAAUCAAUCAUGUAUGCUGGGCAAAACGAGCUGAUAUUCAUAGGAGUCCAAGUUUUAAACCAGGCGAACAAAUUCCACGUAUGCAAGAAGAAAUCCUUCUUAGUACUGGCGAUAACGGAAUAGUCAGGGUUUGGGAGAUAGUCGAAAAAUAA
Arthroderma uncinatum is the source of this 1449-nucleotide messenger RNA. Its product is annotated as WD repeat protein. The transcript has a single exon. Gene Ontology annotation, cellular component: cytosolic [4Fe-4S] assembly targeting complex. Bases 1 to 1449 code for a protein of 482 amino acids. Lineage: Eukaryota; Fungi; Ascomycota; Eurotiomycetes; Onygenales; Arthrodermataceae. Gene Ontology annotation, biological process: iron-sulfur cluster assembly. The record is from RefSeq and is a predicted model, not a curated record. Gene Ontology annotation, molecular function: protein binding.